CUGAUAUAAACACACCAUCAGCCAGGCUGUACUUUGACCAAGACAUCUCUAUAAAUAAGCUGUGAGAAAAACAAGUGGAAGGCACUGGGAGAGCUGAGCGCUCAUCUUCCACACACCCAGGACCAUGGAGAACCGAGAUGAGCUAGUAGAAUCUGUAGUAGGGGUCGUCUUCUCUACAAACCGUCAUGAAUGUCCUGAUCCAAUAAAGGCAGUGGUACAAGGAUCCAUACCAAAGUGGUUGCAGGGAACUCUACUACGCAAUGGUCCUGGAAUACACUCUAUUGGGGAAAUGUCAUAUAACCAUUGGUUUGAUGGCUUAUCCCUAUUGCACAGCUUCACUUUUAAAAAUGGUGACGUGUACUACAGAAGUAAGUUUCUUCGCAGUGACACCUACAAUUGCAAUAUGGAGGCCAACAGAAUAGUGGUGUCAGAAUUUGGCACAAUGGCUUAUCCAGACCCCUGCAAAAACAUAUUCUCCAAGGCCUUUACUUACUUGUCACAUGUUGUACCUGAGUUCACUGACAAUUGCCUUAUUAAUAUCAUAAAGUUUGGAGAUGAUUAUUAUGCUUCAUCUGAGACCAACUUUAUCAGAAAGAUUGAUCCUCAGUCAUUGGACACACUAGAAAAGGUGGAUUAUUUGAAAUAUGUGACAGUCAAUAUAGCAACCUCUCACCCGCACUAUGACAGUGAAGGGAAUACCUUCAAUAUGGGGACAGCUAUUGGUGACAAAGGGAAAACAAAGUACUUGAUUUUUAAAGUUCCACCAACAGCAGCAAAUAAAGAUAAGAAGUCGCCCUUGAAAAAUGCUGAGAUACUGUGUUCCAUUCCUGCACAUCACCUUUUGAGCCCUAGUUACUAUCACAGCUUUGGAAUGACAGAAAAUUACAUCAUAGUAAUAGAACAGCCUUUAAGGCUGGAUAUCGUAAAAAUGGCAACUGCAUAUUUCCGCGGAGUUAACUGGGCUUCAUGCAUCAGCUUCCAUAAUGAUGAGAAGACAUGGUUUCACAUCAUCGAUAAAAAGACCAAAAAGCCAGUUGCAGAAAAGUUUUACAGUGACGCUUUGGUAUUUUACCACCAUGUCAAUGCAUAUGAAGAAGAUGGCCAUAUAGUGUUUGACAUUAUUGCAUACAAGGACAACAGUUUAUAUGAAAUGUUUUACAUGGCCAAUUUAAGGAAAGACUUAACACAGGAUACUGCAGUAACCUCAAUACCAACCUACCAACGGUUUGUUGUCCCCCUACAGUUAGACAAGAAAACAGAAGUGGGAGUUAAUCUAGUAAAGAUUUCUACAGCAGCAACAGCAAUGAAAGACAAAAACGGCGAAAUAUGCUGCCACCCAGAGAUUUUAUGUGAAGGAAUUGAAUUACCUAGAAUUAACUAUGACUACAAUGGCAAGAAAUACAGAUAUGUUUAUGCUUCACAUGUUGAAUGGCGACCAAUUCCCACCAAGAUUGUGAAAUUUGACAUAGUGACAAAGGAAAUGUUGGUAUGGACUGAUGAAAUGUGCUGGCCUGCAGAGCCUCUGUUUGUGCCACAUCCUGAUGCCAAAGAAGAGGAUGAUGGAAUAAUAUUAUCCUCCAUUGUAUCCUCUGACCCAAAGAAAUCCUCUUACUUACUCAUUUUGGAUGCCAAGACCUUUAAGGAAGUGGGGCGUGCCAGUGUGAAUGCAGAUGUUCAUCUUGACCUGCAUGGAAUCUUCAUUCCAGAUAAAAACUGAGAUUUGAUCUGAUGGGUUGGACCACAUACAGGGAAAACUUUUUCAUGGAAUGCAGAGGAAACAAAAACAAUCUCACAGCCGAACAAUUUAAAGGAUUUGAUAAAAGGAUUUUACAAAUGCCAAGAACAGUAGCAUGUAGAAGAUUCACAGAGUAUUCUGCUAUUGCAGACAUAUACACUAUGUUGUAUGUAUGACUAAAUAUUCAAAUGGGUGUUACCAGUUGGGGGACGUGUCCAUACACUGCCUGUAACUAUCUUAUCAAAGCUGACAGUGCCAACUUUGUAGGGACAAACCCCCAAAUGGUAACAAUUUUUAAUGGCACAAAGAGCUAUAAGAAAAGAUGGGCCUGAAUUGUGGGGAAAACAAGUAUUUACUUAUGCAGUAAAAUACACGUUGAUUUAUUGUUUUAUUUUACUACUUUAAAAAAAUUAUAAUGUAUGAAAAUUAGUUGGCUUAAAAUUGUUGUCUUCUGACCCCCUAUAACUUUUCUUUCUUUCUGUAAACAGGGCUGUAUGGAGCUUAUGUUUUAUUUCUUACCAUUUUUGUGUGACUUUUUGAUUGCUUUUUAUGAAUUUCUGAUGGUACAUGAAGUGACCAAGGAUAUGCAAUUCUGGACUUUUAUUUAUUUUUUUAAGUUUACAUCAUUGAGUGUGCAGUUAAUUAACAUUGUGCAUAAAUGUCCGAGCUAUUUAAGCAUACAGCGAGACCACAAAUGCUUAUGUUUAUUUCUGUUUACAUAAUUUUAUUUAAAAACUAGCUAAGUACCCGGCGUUGCCCGGUUUUUCCUUCCUAAUCCUUGUUGGGGAGGAAAAUAAACAAAGGAGGAAGCUUUUAACUUCAUAUCCAGUCCUCAUAUAUUGUUGUCAUAUCCCGACCUCCUAUCCCGUCCUCCUACCCCGUCCGCCUAUCACAUCCUUCUAUCCCAUCCUCCUUUCCCGUCCUCAUAUCUCGACCUCCUAUCCCGAUCUCCUAUCCUGUCCUCCUAUCUCGACCUCCUAUCCUGACCUCCUAUCCCGUCCGCCUAUCCCGUCCGCCUAUCACGUCCUUCUAUCCCGUCCUCCUUUCCCGUCCUCAUAUCUCGACCUGCUAUCCCGACCUCCUAUCCCGUCCUCCUAUCCCGACCCCGUAUCCCGUCCUCCUAUCCCGUCUGCCUAUCACGUCUUUCUAUCCCAUCCUCAUAUCUCGACCUCCUAUCCCGACCUCCUAUCCCGUCCUCCUAUCCCGACCUCCUAUCCCGACCUCCUAUCCCGACCUCCUAUCCCGUCCUCCUAUCCCGUCCUCCUAUCCCGUCCUCCUAUCUCGGUCCUCCUAUCCCGGUCCGUAAUAUGUGUACCAGUUAUUUAAAUAUCUCCAGCCGUACAGAAGUUAUGUGGGAACAUACAUUUCCCAUUGAUUUGCAUGGGACUUUAAACAAAAACCCUGACCCUCACAAAUGGGGGUAAAAUUAACUAUCCUAUGUUUUAAGUGGACAUAUAAGUAACAUGUGACCAAGUAUUAUCGAAAUAUCUCCAGCCGUUUGGAAGUUAUGCAGUAACAUAUAUUUCCCAUUGACUUGUAUGGGACUUUAAACAUAAACCCAGCCCCUGGCAAAUGGGAAUGAGUAAGGGUUAAAUCACCUAUCCUAUGUUUGUUGUUGACAUAUAAGUAACAUGUGUGCCAAGUUACAUGUUAAUAUCUUUAGCCGUUAGGACGUGACGCUGGAACAUACACACAUACAUACAUACAUACAUACAUACAUACACACGUUGAGUUUUAUAUAUAUAGAUGGGAAAAGAGGGGUGAGUCAAAAUUUUAUUAGGGAAGGGGCUUAUUCACAUUUAUUCACAAUUUUUUAGUUCCCAUGGGGGACUAUUACAUUCAAGGUUCAGACUGAAUAGAACAGCAUUGAUCAAUGUUAUCGGGGUGCCAAUCAGAAGGCAUGGAAGAAGAUAAGAGACCUUUGUUUGUCCUUUGAGCUGUGAUUUCGCUGCGGUGGUCCUAAUCAGCUACUGGCAAGGGACUUUUAGAUGCCACAAUCAACUUUGAUUACAACGUCAAAAGCAUUAAUCCCGGACAUCAGCCCAAUCGGCACUGUCCGGCAUUAGCCAUAGGUCCUGGCUGCUGAUAGUAACUGGGACUAAAAAGGUAUGAAAUGUGCUCCUGGGCACGCUUCAUAUCACGGGAGCAGGACGUAUAUGUACAUCAGGUAGUUGAAUUUCAACAUGCUGCUUUUUGCUAAAGGGAGAUCAAGCCCUGCCAGAUUAGUCUGACAGCAGAUUUCUUCUCUUUCCCUAUUCAGAACACAUGCAGGAGAGAUAGCAAACUGAAGUUUAAAGCCAGGUCAUCAGAAGACCUAUUGUCUGCAUCAAGUUUUUAUGUUAAAGGGGUAUUCCAGGAUUUUUUUUUAUUUGACUAUGCUGCAGGGGCUGUAAAGUUAGUAUAGUUCAAAAUAUAAUGUCUUCUGUGAUUAUCGCCCCAAUAUUUAUUUUUAACAGCAUACAAAAUUACUCAGGUCUCAGGAUUUCCAAAGUUGCAGUGCAUCAAGACCUGACAUAACUAUUCAGGUGAUCAGAGGGAGCCUAUCCUGCUUCAAUUUUGCCACAGCUGUAGGCCUCCUGAUUAGAAAACACUGUGUUUCAAUGGGUGGGGUGGCUAAUGUGUGGGAGGAAGGAAAGUGAACUCAAACUUUCAAGCAUGGAACUGUGGGAUAUGUAGUUUAGAGAACAAAAUCCAACAGGAAAUACCCAGUUCUGGCAGGUAAGUACUAAAAUCACCUUAUGGUGGAUAACCCCUUUAAAUAUAUCUUUUUUUUUUUAACUCACUUCAUCUGUUUAAAAAAAAUCCUGAGCUUUUGCAGUUUUUUUAAAGAAAGCCUGAUUAUUCCCUGACACUUCCGGUUUUGUAGAGAUCAAUUUUCAGCCUUCACCACCUAUCAAAGGAUUACAAUGUAACACCUAUAUAUAGAUCCACCAAAUACAAUAGGUGAUGGUCACAAUUCACCAUUUCCCUUUGAGUGCACACUAACACCUACACAGGUCAUAGAGCACAUCAAGAAAGCUCUCCAAUAAAAAAAAGUCAACUCUAGACAACUGGCUCCUAUGGUCCAUGUGGCUGCUGUCUUAAAACGUACCUGUAAUAGUGCAAAAAUAAAAAAAAUAAAGUAAUAUGUUACUCAGUACCUAAUCUUUGUGUCUAGGACCUAUAUAUAUCCCUAACAAAUAGCAUUUAUAUGUAGCUCACUUCCUAUGUGUUCUUGCCUUCUGGAGAGGGCGUGUCUGUCUCUCUCCCUCACUGUGAUAACUCAUCUGCUCUGAGUCUGAGAGCAGCCUGGAAGUCUGAAAAUUACUGGACUCUGUAACCCUUUUUCUUCUCUGGGCAGUCUGCAAAUCACUGCACAGUUGUUUUUAUGCAUACAUUUUCUAUCUGUUCCUAAUAAAGCUGGAUGCUAAUCAACAUAGCUGUCACUAUGUGUGUUAUUCACUUUUCACAGACUCCUGAGUGUCUGAUCAGCUUCUUUGUCAUUCAGGAGUCAAAGAAAGCUUUGGCUGUUCAAGCAUGCUGGUAGUUGUAGUUUUACAUUGCAACAGCUGGAGCUGCAGUGUUUAUAAAGCACUAUUAGAGCAGUGUUGCCUUUAGCUGUUGCAAAUUAUUCACAAUACCCUUGAGACACUAGGUCCAGGGUACUAAGGUCCCAUUAAGAGACUGACUACCAUAAAACGUAGCUUUUAAUGAGAUAACGUAAACUAAAACCUGGUGAAUUAGUGACUUAAAAUGACGUCUCUAUAUCUUAUAUGAAAAUGUUGCUGAUAAUAUUAUGACCAGUGGAUUGCAACUCUAUAAGAAGUUACUCCUUUUAUUCUAUUACUUAGUGGGGCCUUCAGGCUCCUCGGGCACCACUCCUCUACACCUAACAGGAAGGUGGAAGAGCCAGUAGGCUCCUCCUGCAGGGGGUGGUGAUAACAAUUGGUCACCACUCUGUUACUUCUAUAAGGCUAGGUUUCCACUUUUUUUUUUUUUUUUACAAAAACGCCAAU
This is a messenger RNA of Hyla sarda, 5730 nucleotides long. RefSeq names its product beta-carotene oxygenase 1 (gene BCO1). The record is from RefSeq and is a predicted model, not a curated record. NCBI's taxonomy places the organism in Eukaryota, Metazoa, Chordata, Amphibia, Anura, Hylidae. Gene Ontology annotation, biological process: carotene catabolic process; retinal metabolic process. The transcript is spliced from 11 exons. Gene Ontology annotation, molecular function: beta-carotene 15,15'-dioxygenase activity; carotenoid dioxygenase activity. The coding region runs from base 125 to 1717 and encodes 530 amino acids.